This is a messenger RNA of Paramuricea clavata, 351 nucleotides long. The record is from the annotation of a GenBank genome assembly. NCBI's taxonomy places the organism in Eukaryota, Metazoa, Cnidaria, Anthozoa, Malacalcyonacea, Plexauridae.
GAGCGAGAUAAAGAGCUCGCUGUUGUUCAACGUGCUAUGUUGAACAUCACAGGCCCAUUAAGCACAUUACAUGACCGUUUAGAAAACAACCUUCCUGUUAGCCCUACUGAGCUCAAGUUGCUUGUUGAACAAUCCCUUUGUUUAGUUGGUUCGGCUAACUCACAAUUAUCGGUACUCCGCCGCAAGAAGGUACUUGCAUCCAUUAACAAAUCAAAAAUUGAUUUGGCAAACCAGCCAUUGCCAAACGCUCAACGAUGGCUAUUUGGGGACGAUUUUCCCUCAAUUGCAUCUAAGGAAGCCGAGCUAUCACGGGGUUUGGAAAAAAAUCUGGCUCCUACGGCCCCCAACUGA